Messenger RNA from Fragaria vesca subsp. vesca, 1842 nucleotides. Its product is annotated as probably inactive leucine-rich repeat receptor-like protein kinase At5g48380-like. The transcript is spliced from 2 exons. Gene Ontology annotation, molecular function: protein kinase activity; protein binding; ATP binding. The coding region runs from base 1 to 1842 and encodes 613 amino acids. NCBI's taxonomy places the organism in Eukaryota, Viridiplantae, Streptophyta, Magnoliopsida, Rosales, Rosaceae. The record is from RefSeq and is a predicted model, not a curated record. Gene Ontology annotation, biological process: protein phosphorylation.
AUGCCUGUGAUAGCAGCAGAAGAAGCCUUGCUUAUGCUCCUGCUCCUGCUAUUUGUUUGGUCAUUAGCACUGGGUACCUUAACCUAUUGUUAUGCUGAACAAGAAGAUCAACGUAGUGACAUCCAUUGCUUGAAAUCUAUUAAAGAGUCGUUGGAGGACCCUUUGAAUUCCCUAGGCAACUGGAACUUUAACAACAUCACACAAGGUUUUAUCUGCGACUUCAGGGGGGUUGAGUGCUGGCAUGUUGAUGAGAGCAAAGUCCUCAACCUCAACCUCUCCAGAAUGGGGCUUAAGGGCAACUUCCCUCGGGGCAUCGUAAACUGCCAAAGCUUGGUGCAGUUGAAUCUUUCCCACAAUCACCUUUCAGGGCAAAUCCCAUGGAACAUAUCUGAUUUGCUCCAAUAUGUGACCAGCCUUGAUCUCUCCAACAAUAACUUUUCUGGCCAAGUCCCAGAGAGCCUAGCCAACUGCAGCUAUCUUAACGUACUUGAUCUUCACCACAACCGACUUAAUGGUUCACUACCAACUCAACUAGCCAUGCUUACCCGGAUCACGACUUUUAGGGUCCAUAAUAAUCUCUUGUCCGGGCCAGUUCCUCCAUUUUUCUCUAAUCCCUAUGUUUUUAUUACAGAGGAGAGUUUUGCAAAUAACACAGGACUCUGUGGGGUUCCUUUGGAAAGUUGCCAUAACAACAAAAGGAAAUCAUAUGUUCAAUCCUUCGAUGUUCCCUUCGGAAUUGGUUAUGCGCUUUCAUUCAUAACCUUGUUUGCCUCAUGUUGCGUGCCAUGGAUCGAAAUUAAGAUGGAAAUGAGGUGGAUGGUAUUCUCUCUACUAGAGAAGAGAAACAAGAGAAAACAAGCUCAUGAUAAACUGAUCAAAUUUCGAGCUGAAAAACAGAUUGGCAGGUUUGAAAGAACAAUAAAUAAAAUGAGUUUUACAGAACUGAGUAAUGCAACUGGCAGUUUCAGUUUGGACAAUGUUAUCGGAUUUGGAAAAUGGGGGACUAUGUACAAGGCCACACUUUCAAAUGGUUGGUUUCUUGCGGUUAAGAAGUUGCACCACGACUCUGAACAAUCUGAGAAGCAAUUCAUAUCAGAGCUACUGGCUCUGAGCAGAUUGAGGCAUGUAAACUUGAUUCCCCUGCUCGGAUUCUGCAUACAAAACAAUGAGAAGCUUCUUGUGUACAAAUACAUGUCGAAUGGAAACUUGUAUAACUGGUUGCACCCAGUGGCAGAUGCUAAUAAGAUUUUGGAAUGGCCUUUGAGGGUUAAAAUCGCCAUUGGGGUUGCAAGAGGCAUGGUGUGUCUCCACCACAACACCAAGUUCCGAAUUGUCCACCGCAGCCUAAGCUCAAACAGUAUAUUGCUUGAUCGUUAUUUUGAACCCAACAUAUCCAACUUUGGAGAUGCAAUCAUCUCAAACAGAGGGGGAGUAAUGUUUUUGUGCUCAAGUGACGGUGAGUCGGGGCAGUUUGUUAACAGUGGUCUGUGGGAGUCGGAUUUUGUGAAGAAGGAUGUGUAUGACUACGGAGUUGUGCUUGUUGAGCUAAUCACAGGAAAUGAACCCGCUAUAACUACUGGUUGUUCAAACAGUAAUCUACACAAGACAUUGGUCGAGUGGAUUGAUCAUGUUUCAACUAGCUCACUCAUUUUCAAUGACGCCAAUGAUAAGCAUCUGAUUGGGCAAGGGUUUGAUGAUGAGAUGAUUCAGUUCCUUAAAAUUGCAUCUGAUUGCGUUCGGCCAUAUCCAUUUCAGAGGUCUACAAUGCUUGAAGUAUACACAAGACUCAGCAUUAUUGGUCAGAAGUAUGGCAUUCCCUGUGAUUCUGGAUUUCUCAUAUAA